AUGCUACGCGGGAAAGCUUUUAAGCGUCAUCGGAGGCGGCUGCGAGCCCCUCUCGGCGGUGCUGAGUGGAUCCGGAAGCUGGAAGAGGGCGCGCCGUUCCCGCUCACUGGUCCACAUCUCCGGCUGCGGCUGCCCGACAUCUGCCCUCCCUCCUCUGCUGCCGCUUGUAACAGCGGAGCGUGUUGCUGUUCGCAGGCGCUGUACAACCUGCUGGGGGAGACGCUGGUGCGCAUGCGCCACUACGAGCAGGCGGAGCAGUGGUUCCGGGCUGCGCUGCAGGCCGAACCGCAGCACGUGCCCGCACACGUCACCUACGGCAGUCUGCUCGCUAUGAACAGGAGCCGCGCGGCUGAGGCGGAGCGAUGGUUCAGGAGGGCGCUGCAGCUGGCUCCGGAAGACCCCAGCGUCCACCAGCACUUCGGCCAGUUCCUGUCGGGCCAGCAGCGGCACGCGGAGGCGGCUCUGCGCUUCGAGGCGGCGGCCGACCUGCUGCCCUCGCGGCUCGACCUCGCGCUGGCCGCCGCCUCCUCGCUGCGGGUGGCCGGACUCACCGGCCGCGCAGAGCGCUUCUACCGCCGCGCCGUCCAGCUGCGGCCGCAGAGCGCGCGGCACCACCUCAACCUGGGCGCCAUUCUGCACCUGAACGGCCGCUACGACGAGGCAGCCGCCUGCUACCGCGAGGCGCUGCGCCUGCAGCCGGAUGACGCAACCGCGCUCACCAACCUGCAGAAGCUGCGCAGCCUCAUGGCGGCCCGCCGGCCCAGCAAGCUGUGACACCUGCAGCCGCGUGACGUCACGCCGCCCAGAGCACAGCCACUGGCGGCCACCUGAAGACCACCUGCGCCAGCUGGCUGCGGGUCAGCCGCGCCACUUGCAAAGGAGUUCGCGAGACCUGGCAGGUGUCCCACUUGGCGUCGCUAAGACGACCAACAGUAGGCGCUGCGGGUUUCCCCAGCUGGGAUUCUUGCGAUUAACAUCACGGUCAACCAGUCGGGUCGUGAUUAUCCCGUCGUUGCCUCGACACCCAUUUUAGUGAGUGCCCUCUUACUGUAAAACAGUUUUCGUGGAUGGCUAACUCUAUCACCUACAAUCGAGACGCUGGAAACUACCAGCAUCGCAAAGUGUUUGUUCCCGAUGAGAACUACCCACUUAGUUAAGCUGACAUUGGUGACCCGUGAAAUAGAGUCGGUUCUGAUUUAUCUGCCAGUUACAUGUCAGUGUUCGCAUGACGCUGCAGUUCCCCCUAUUUCUUCGUCAACGUGCGGAAUGAGAAAUAUCUCCGAAAUGCUUGGCAAACGUAGAGACUUCGCUCAAAUGUCAUGACAUGAGGUCUGUGAGGAGUGAAGUUUCAGCACUAGCUGCUUCAGUUAAGGAAAGACUAAAAUUCGGUGGCAACGAAUAAGUGUCGGAAAUAGACGCUAUGUGCUUGUAAUCAUUCUAAACACUUACCUGGGAACCGUUUAAUAUAAAUGAGAUUCUUCAGAAUAAUCUUAAGUAAUGCUCUUCUCAGUACUUGCCCCUGUACUGACUCAUUGUAGGUAUCUAAUUCGAGGACACGUGAGACAUAAGGUCAACAGUCACUUCUUUUCUAUAAACCAAACACACACACACUGAAGACGACUAACGACUUGCAAUAUACUGGGCCGUUCGAUUUGCUUCUUUUCAAAGGAAAGUACUCUAACUUCUUACUAGUUUACCUGUCAUGAAAAAUAAAACAAACACCAGUAGCAUGUACAGCUCAGUAUUCGCUGUGAUGAGUACUAAUGCUUCAAACUUUGUUAGGAGCAGUAUCGUGUUGACACUAAAAUGCUAUCAAAACAACAGAAUAUGGACUUCCGUUACUAGUUCUGUACGUGUACAUAACUUACGCGUUGGUCAAUUUUCAACAGUGACACUAAUGCGUUCCAUAUUUCGUUUUGAAAUCAUACUGUAACGUUAGCGUACCAACGCUAUAAUCAGAGAGUCUGAGAAAAGUAUUCAAAAACAGAAUUCAAUUGGCAGCUGACUUUGUUAAAAACGUGUCUUCUUAGGUUGGAUCAUGCACAGUAAGCCUUACGAUCAUUGUAUCACGAUAUGGUGAAAGGAUUGCAAAACGUUUCUCUGCACGCGAUUUGUCAACGAAGGUCUACACUGCAAGGCAGAGAA
Schistocerca piceifrons (Central American locust) is the source of this 2145-nucleotide messenger RNA. Its product is annotated as protein O-mannosyl-transferase TMTC2-like. The record is from RefSeq and is a predicted model, not a curated record. Bases 1 to 774 code for a protein of 257 amino acids. The transcript has 5 exons. Gene Ontology annotation, molecular function: mannosyltransferase activity; protein binding. Gene Ontology annotation, biological process: protein O-linked glycosylation via mannose. NCBI's taxonomy places the organism in Eukaryota, Metazoa, Arthropoda, Insecta, Orthoptera, Acrididae. Gene Ontology annotation, cellular component: endoplasmic reticulum membrane.